AUCCGGCUUUUAUUCGCGCCGAGAAGUCCUGAGAUCCGCAGCCAUGACUCGUGGGGUCCUUCAGAUCUUUUUUGUCUCUUUGUGGCUUCUCCAGCUGAGUUGUUCCCCGACGGGUGGGCGGCCAUGCUCUCCCAGAAAUUUUGGGCACGGUUCCUUGGUCUGUGAAUGCGGGGCUGAUUAUUGUGACACUUUGGAGCCAGUCACUCUCCCAGAUUUGGGGUCUUUUGUGAAGUACGAAAGCAAUAAAGCCGGACGUCGCGUGGAGCGCAGUGAGGGUCUCCUAUUGGAUAACCCUUCGGAGAACGAUAAUCUGGUUUUGAAGCUGAAGACAUCCCAGAAGUAUCAAAAGAUCAAGGGUUUCGGGGGAGCCCUCACCGAUUCGGCUGCUAUUAAUAUCCUGAAUUUGUCCCCCAAGAGUCAGAGAAACCUGCUCAAAUCCUAUUUCUCCAGCGAAGGCAUCGAGUAUACCUUGAUCCGUGUGCCCAUGGCGAGCUGCGACUUCUCCGUGAGGCUGUACACUUACGCCGACGUGGAGAACGAUUUCGACCUGAAGAACUUCAGCCUGACGGACGAAGAUACCAAAAUGAAGAUCCCAAUCUUGCAACAAGCCCAAGCAGUCGCUUCCAGACCCCUGUUACUCUACGCCAGUCCCUGGACAUCGCCCGUAUGGAUGAAAACGAACGGUGCCAUGACUGGCCGGGGGACUCUCAAGGGCCAACCGGGCGACAGAUAUCACAAGACCUGGGCAAACUAUUUUAUCAGAUUCCUGGACGAAUACGCCAAGUAUAAUCUGACUUUCUGGGCCAUAACGGCUGGCAACGAGCCGACGGCUGGAGACAUUAUCUUCUACCCUUUCCAAUGUCUUGGAUUUUCACCCGAACACCAGCGAGAUUUCAUCGCUGAAGAUCUGGGGCCGGCUUUAGCCAACAGCAGCUACAAGGGCAUCGAGCUGAUCAUUUUGGACGACCAGAGGGUGAUGCUGCCUUACUGGGCCGAAGUGGUUCUCAAAGACCCCAAAGCUACCCAAUACAUCAACGGGAUUGGAAUCCACUGGUACCUGGACUUCUUGGCCCCCAUCGACCUGACGCUGUCCAUCACCCAUCACCUCUUCCCCAACUAUUAUCUCAUCUCCACCGAGGCCUCGACGGGCUCCUAUUUUUGGGAGCCCCGGGUGGUGCUGGGCGGCUGGGAUCGCGGCAGCAAGUACAGCCACAGCAUCCUGACGAAUCUCAACAAUUACGUCACCGGGUGGACGGACUGGAAUCUGGUUUUGGACAUGGAAGGGGGACCCAACUGGAGCAAGAAUUACGUGGACAGUCCGGUGAUUGUAGAUAAGGAGAAAGACGUCUUUUACAAACAGCCCAUGUUCUACCACAUGGCUCAUUUCAGCAAAUUCCUCCCGGAGGGGACUCAACGGAUCGAAAUCCAGAAAAGCAGCUCCUGUAGUUUGGAAUUCUCUGCUUUCCUCCGUCCAGACGGCUCGGCAGCUGUCGUGGUCUUGAACAGAUCCCCCAAGGAUAUCCCUUUCGGGAUCUCAGAUCGGGUGGGCUACAUCGAGACCAUCGCUACGGCCGACUCCAUCCAGACGUACCUCUGGCAACGUCCUACAGAGGAAUGAGGAGCUAAGAGUUUGGGGAAUGGGGGCUCAACGAAACCCCCCCACCCCCCCAGCCAGAAGCCAUUGGAAUCAAACCCUUUCUUUGCAGGAGG
This is a messenger RNA of Pantherophis guttatus, 1710 nucleotides long. The record is from RefSeq and is a predicted model, not a curated record. NCBI's taxonomy places the organism in Eukaryota, Metazoa, Chordata, Lepidosauria, Squamata, Colubridae.